Trametes versicolor FP-101664 SS1 is the source of this 1267-nucleotide messenger RNA. RefSeq lists its product as uncharacterized. The transcript has 4 exons. The record is from RefSeq and is a predicted model, not a curated record. Lineage: Eukaryota; Fungi; Basidiomycota; Agaricomycetes; Polyporales; Polyporaceae. The annotation marks the transcript as partial.
CAUGUCUACUCUUCGCCUCCCAGAUGAGGUUUGCGAAGAAAUUAUCGACAGCUGCCGCAGCUUCCUCGACGGCGGCGACUGGCCGCCCGAGGAGUCUUACCAAGUCCUUCGCUCAUGUAGUCUUACAUGUCUAGCCUGGCUGCCUCGUAGCCGCCUCCGAUUGUACUCCGUACUGCUUUUUCGACGCCACCGCGACGUGGGAUCGUAUCUGGAGACCCUCGCGGCCUACCCCUUCCUCGGAGAUCUCCCCCGAACUAUGGUCAUCAACUCAACGGAGGAGUAUAUCCCGUUCGCAAGCGAGGAACUAGCUCAGAGACUUCCUAAUAUUCGCACGCUGUGGCUCGCCGUCGGCGGGGCCCUCUACUCGUCGAAGUACCUCGCCAUGGCUGGGCAGUAUUCGAUCACCCAGCUCUACACCCACUUCGAGCCCACAACCAAGAAUAUCGCUCAUCUGAUGCGGCUCCUGCUCAACCUUCCGAAUCUCAGGCAGCUCCACAUGGCGUCCACUUCGCACGGGCGCAUCCUGAAGCCGGCGUCGCUUUGCCCGCCCUUGUCCGACGCGGAUGUCCUCCGGACGACCCCUCCGGCUAGACAGCCCCCGGUCCGCUCCAUCGUGCUGACAACACUUGAAAUAGAGGCCAGCUGGUACGAAAUCUUCAGCAUCCCAUCACCGAUGGUAUUUAGCGCAUCUGUGGUCGAGCUGUCCAUUCGCUGCUUGACCACACGAUCGCCCCACUAUAGGCACGAGUUACUAGGGCUGCAGGGGCUGCAAACUUACAUAUCGCUCCUCUCGUCGCUCAAGACGUUGGUCCUCAUAGUCGAGCCCGAGAGCCUCCACCACAACGCGCUCGGCGACUCGGCCGACGGUACUGUGUUCUACCCGUGGAUCACUUCUGCACUCUCCCGAGCACGAACACAUACCAUGCUAAACACCGUAUGCCUGCGGUUCUGGCGCCCGCUAUCAGUCUGGAGGUCCGCCCCGCUGAGCCGCUACGGCUUUCUGGAGAUGCUCGCAACCCGUGCCCUGGAAGACGCCCUCCGCGACAUACCCAACCUGUCUCAACUCGCCGUGGAGCUCCCGGCAGGCCCGGGGGAUCCCUUAGACGUCUGCAGCUGGUGGGAGACGGAGCUGCGCAAACGCUUCGGGCGGCUCAACUUGAAGGCCCAAAUUUCGGUAGCAGUGCACCCCAGGUCCGACGCGCUCUCGCAGGAAGCAUGCCGUCCAAUAUGGGUGGAUUUCAGUGAGGAGACUCCCGAUGCGUAUCGA